Colletotrichum paranaense is the source of this 252-nucleotide messenger RNA. RefSeq lists its product as uncharacterized. NCBI's taxonomy places the organism in Eukaryota, Fungi, Ascomycota, Sordariomycetes, Glomerellales, Glomerellaceae. Bases 1 to 252 code for a protein of 83 amino acids. The record is from RefSeq and is a predicted model, not a curated record. The transcript is spliced from 3 exons.
AUGCUCGUCUCUUCCCUCAAAACCAUCGUGACCCUUAGUGUUGCACUCUAUGCCACCGCUGUGCUGGCGGCUCCCAAUGUGCAGAUGGGAGCGGAUGUUCAAGACUUAUCCGAGGAACAAUCUGACUUUGACGUUGUCGCUGGACUCGGCGAUACCAUCGAGGCCCGUGGCAAGCCACCUCGCCGCCCCAACAAUAACAAUAAUAACCGGAGGCCCGGCCGCAAUGGAAAGCCCAGACGUCCCCCAAAAUAA